Molecule: messenger RNA, 2788 nt
Organism: Coturnix japonica (Japanese quail)
Lineage: Eukaryota; Metazoa; Chordata; Aves; Galliformes; Phasianidae
Source: RefSeq, a predicted model, not a curated record
UGGGGCCGCCCUCACCUGGCGCAGGUGAGCAGCGACGAGGGCGGUUCCGGCCCUGCCGCCAUGGAGCCUGUGGGUGCUUGGGGCCCUGCACAGACUGCGGCCUGGCUGCGAGGGCUGGACACAACCGUGCAGGGGUAUCUCUUUGAGGAGUGGGGUCUGGCAGGAACUGAGCUACUGAGGCUAUCAGAAGGAGCUCUGGAGGCACUGGGAGUAUGGCGUGUAGGACACCAGGAGCUGCUGCUGGAGGCCGUGGAGCAGCUCCGAGCUCUGGACACAGAGCUGGGGAGCACCAGCCUGAGGACACUAACAGAGAGGCUAUGGGAGCUGGCACAGCGCACUGAGACCACGGUACUGGAGGGGUCACCUGGAGGGGCCACCCUACCGCCACCCCCCAUCACCCUGCUGGCCUGCGUCGUCGAUCUGAUUGGAGCUGCCAAGAGGCUCUUCUCCUGGCUCAACAGGUACCUCUUCUCCACCCUGAAUGACUUUUCAUCCACUCGGGACAUCGUUCUGCUCUGUGCCCACCUGGUGGAGGUGCUGCAGAUGGACUGCUCUACUGCAGAGCGGAACAGCCAGAUUCUGUAUAUAGUGAGUGCUGGACAAAGAAGGGGCUGUGGACAUGGGGGUCCCAGCAGUCCUGGACCCACCCCAUAUCUACAUUUUUACCCACAGUGCCAGCACAUCAUAGGCAUCUGCAAGAGCAUCGUGGGCUGCAGUCCCCCAGCACUGCUGGACCGCAGGGCCAUGCUGCAGCAUGUGGAGCUGGCACUGCCCCUCACACCACGUGAGAGCCCUCCAGAUUCCCCCAGCACCCCCACGCUGCCCCCUGAACUGUGGGGCAGCCCCCCACCAUCCCCCAGCACCCCAGUGCUGCCUCCUGAGCCACCAGGGAGCCCUCCAGCAUCCCCCAGCACCCCGAUGCUACCCUUCAGUCCACUGGGCCUGGAGAUCACCUCCACCAGCUCCUGCAUGCACUUUGUGUCCAUGACCAGCUCAGAGGCCCUGGCUGUGCACGGGGGUCGCAUCCUGCCCGGGGAUGAGAUCGUGCAGGUCAAUGAGCAAGUGGUGGUGGGUUGGACACGCAUCAACCUGGUGAAAAAGCUGCUGGAGAAGGCGAGUGGAGUGUCACUUGUGCUGAAGAAGGUGCCCCUCAGCCUGCCUGGCUGCCCCCUGCCCACCAGGCUGCAGGUGCCAGGUGCCCAUCUGGAUGGUGUGGAUCUCCCCAAAAGCAGCAAGUGCCCGAGCAGCCCCUCGUCCCCUGCAUCCAGCACCACUGCCGACGUGGACUCAGGGCCGGACCCCACCGCUGACAAGGACAAGCACAGCACAAGCCAGAACAGGGAGGACGUGGGUGAGCUCCAGCCAGCAGCACUCAGCCUCGGUACUGGGGAGGACGCAGUGCAGGAGGCCAGCACCCCACCAGGCACCCCAAGCUCACUGUGUGCCUUCCAACCCUGCACUGCAGAGUGCAGCCCCACAGCAGCCCCCAGGGCACAAAGUGCAGAGCCCAGCCAGACCCCCAGGGAGGGCAGCCCUGAGACGGGACGCAGACCCAAAGGAGUGGCGACCAGGCUGAGCCGCCGGCGGGUCUCAUGCCGGGACCUGGGCCGAGUGGAUUGCGAUGGCUGGCUCCUGAAGAAGAAGGACCAUGUGGGCUUCAUGGCCCAGAAGUGGAAGCGCUGCUGGUUUGUGUUGAAGGGCCACACGCUCUACUGGUACAACCACCCCAACGAUGACAAGGCUGCAGGUCUCAUCAAUGUGGCCACUUACAACCUGGAGAGCACAAGGGAGCAGAAGAAGAAAUAUGUCUUCCAGCUCUCCCAUGAUAAGUACAAGCCCUUUGUCUUUGCUGCAGAAACGCUGGCAGAUUUGAGCAUGUGGGUCAGCCACCUGAUUACAGCUAAGACAAAGCAUGCACUGGCCCACCAGCCUGUCCCGCACAGGGAGGAAGAUUGCUACAGCGAGACAGAAGCUGAGGACCCUGAUGACGAAUCUCCCCGGCACGGCUGUGAAUUGCCAAAUAAAAGGCUGCAGAAUGCUCCAGAGAAAGGCCAGCUCUUCCAGACUGGUGGUGAAUCCAGCAGCCCACAGAGCAGCCCUCAGCCCCAUUCACCUGCAGAGCCUGGCGAGGAGGACCUUGAGAGCCUGAUGUGGUGCCUGAGGCAGGGCGGGGUGUCCCUCAUCGGACGGCAGCGCUUCCUGACGCAGGAGCAGUGCCGCAAGUCCUUCAUCCGGCGCAACAAGAACCCCUGCAUCAACGAGAAGGUGCACGCGGUGCGGGCCCUGCAGAGCACGCUCAAGGCGAAGCUGGCGGAGCUGCAGGCCAUCGAGCAGCUGCUGGAUGAUGCCGCGCUGACCUCUGAGAAAUUCCAGCGCUGGAAAGAAGAGCACCAGGACCUGUACCAGGAGCUGCAGGAGUGGUGGGCACAGCAGCAGGGCCAGGACAGCAGCGGGGGACACGAGGCUGAGCAGAGAUCCCCAGCAGAGGCAGCUGAGCCCUGACACCCCCCAGAGCCUCCCCAGGAGUCAUUUCUCAUUGAACUUACAGCAAAGCGGGUGCUCUGCCUGUCCUGGAUCGGUGCGGGGGGGGGUUGGUGACACUGCAAAAGGCUCAGCCCCCACAGCGGCUUCUGCUGGAUCACCCACAAGGGUGGGACACUGCAGGGACAGCCCUGCUUUUAUCUGAGGAUGCUUUACAUUGAGGACAGGGCUUUGUCCUGGCGGUGUCUGCACCGUGCCUGCAGCCAGCAGCAAUUCUGCUGCAAAUAAACCGCUGACAGCUGUGCCA